Messenger RNA from Cucumis melo (muskmelon), 860 nucleotides. Its product is annotated as enoyl-CoA delta isomerase 2, peroxisomal-like. The transcript has 2 exons. Gene Ontology annotation, cellular component: peroxisome. Bases 30 to 734 code for a protein of 234 amino acids. The record is from RefSeq and is a predicted model, not a curated record. NCBI's taxonomy places the organism in Eukaryota, Viridiplantae, Streptophyta, Magnoliopsida, Cucurbitales, Cucurbitaceae. Gene Ontology annotation, molecular function: enoyl-CoA hydratase activity; delta(3)-delta(2)-enoyl-CoA isomerase activity. Gene Ontology annotation, biological process: fatty acid beta-oxidation.
CGUCACCCCCAUUUGGUUCAACCGACGACAUGUGCACUCUAGAGAAGCGUGGCAGUCUGUUCAUUCUCACCCUCACCGGCGACAACGAGCAUUGGAUUGGCCCAACUUUCAUUUCCACCUUCAUUUCCCUUCUUGCUCAAAUCAAAUCCCAAGCCACCCGCGGUUCAGUCCUUCUCACCACUUCCCAUGGCCGUUUCUUCUCCAACGGCUUCGACCUUCCCUGGGCCCAAACUGCCCCCUCCAAAUCCGCCGCUAGAGACCGCAUAGUCCACAUGGUCCACAUUUUCAAGCCAAUCGUCGCCGCCCUUCUCUCUCUUCCCAUGCCCACAAUCGCCGCUAUCUCCGGCCACGCCGCCGCCGCCGGUUUCGCUCUCGCCCUCUGCCACGAUUACGUUCUCAUGAGGCGCGAUAAAGGUGUCAUUUACAUGAGUGAGAUUGACUUGGGCUUAACCAUGCCGGAUUACUUUGCGGCAUUGGUGAGAUCAAAGAUCAGUUCAGUUUCAGUCCGUCGAGAUGUGCUGCUGGCAGGGAGAAAGGUCAACGGUGAAACAGCGGCGAAGUUGGGAAUCGUCGACUCAGUGCACGAUAAUGAGGAAGCCUUAAUGGAGGCAGCGGUGGCGAUGGGGGAGAUGUUAGCCAGGAGGAAAUGGGAAUGUGAAGCAUAUGCAGAGAUAAGAAAGAGUCUAUAUCCUGAAAUGUCUCCGUUACUUAAUGAAUUGAAUGGAAAAAUGUAAACAUGGUGUUAAGCGAAAGGAAUUGUAUUUGUUUUCAAUGUGUUUUUUUGGUGGAUUUGUUUGUCGUAUGAUGUCUUGGCUGAUGCUGCUGAAAACUAUAAUCAAUAAUUUUCUUCUCUGUUUUCA